CGGUUUGAAUCAGUGAGGAAGGAGUUUGGUUCUACCAGGGCUGGAAGACCGGCUUUUACGUCCCCAGGAACAGCAAGGGGCUGUAGAAGUCAGUGAUGCAGGCAGGCAGUAUUGAAAACCCGAUAUUCUGCUUUCUUCUGGUUCCUUCUCCGAUGCGUGUAGUGUCUGUUCUGCAAACCGCAACCCAUAGUUCUUAGCUGCUGGGCUUCAUCUUCAGAAUCUCUGCCUUUCCCCCACCCACCACACCUCGUUUCCUCGGUCUUGCAGCCAGAAUGGAACCGGACUUCGAAUCGGACGGGAGGAUUCGCUGUACAAUAGCGAUCGAGCACCUGGCGGCGGCUGCAGCAGCAGCGCGGACUCGGGUGGUACUUCGGGAUGCUUGGCUUACUCUAGGUCGGGACGAGUUCCGUGAGCUGGUGUUGCAAGUGACCAAUACCAGCGGCCCAGGACGUCCUCAGAAUUUCCCAUUGCGGCGGGAUGAAGUACAACUGUUCACCCGGUUCGUGAAGGAUGGGAAGAGCUCGGUCCAGCUGGGUUCGGGGUCCAGCCACGUGCAGUUGCUGCUCUCCAACUGUCCUCCGGGCCAGUUGCAUCGCUUCGUCCGGACGCUCCGCCUCAAGCUCAGAGCAACACAGGAGGGCAUCAGGCCAGUAGCCGAGCGCACGCGGCUUCUCUCUAGCAUGCCACGCACAUUUGACACAAUAAGCCCUGUGCAGGCCCGCGACUUGCAGCAGACGAACGGCAGACAAGCUCUGGCUGAUGUGGCAACCACCCCGGUGAAAGGCCAGGCACUGCACUGCGCCUCUCGGAAGCGCGCCCGGAAUGAACCUGUGGAAGGAAACCAGGUGUCUGAAAGACGGCAAGUGAAAAAGCCUUGGUCAAUGUGCUCCCGAGCAACUCUGUCCAAGGAACAGUCAAUGGUGUUGCGUGCCGUGCUGAGUGGAAAUAAUGUCUUCUUUACGGGCAGUGCUGGGACUGGAAAAUCCUUCUUGCUGAAAAAGAUCGUGGCCUUGCUCCCUCCAAACAGCACUUAUGUUACAGCUAGCACUGGAGUGGCAGCAUGUCAGAUUGGUGGCACCACACUCCAUGCCUUUGCAGGUAUUGGGUCUGGAAAUGCCCCCCUACAUCAGUGCAUCGAGCUGGCUCAGAGGCCUGGGGUGCGACAGCAGUGGCUGAGCUGCCGCCAUCUGAUCAUCGAUGAGAUUUCUAUGGUGGAGGGUGAAUUCUUUGAUAAACUGGAGGCAGUGGCCAGAGCUGUCAGAAGAUGUGAAGAUCCAUUUGGAGGAAUUCAGCUUAUCAUCUGUGGAGACUUCCUGCAGCUGCCACCAGUCAGCAAAGCCAACAAAGAGGUCAAGUUCUGCUUCCAGGCAAAGAGCUGGCGGAAAUGUGUCACUUUCAACAUGGAGCUGACAGAGGUGCGGAGGCAGACUGACAGAGAGUUCAUUUCUCUUCUAAAUGCUAUCCGCCUGGGCAGAUGCACAGACGAAGUCACCAGACAGCUGACUCUAACAGCUACUCACAAAGUGGAGCGAGAUGGAAUCCUGGCAACCCGGUUAUGUACCCACAAGGAUGAUGUGGAGCUCACAAAUGCUAAGCGGCUGCAGGAGUUACCUGGAGAACCAAAAUCCUUCAAGGCAGUGGAUAGUGACCCUGUGUUGGUGAAGACUCUUGAUGCACAGUGUCCAGUAAGCAGCAUGAUUGAGCUCAAGCAAGGUGCCCAGGUGAUGCUUACUAAGAACCUUAAUGUGUCCCAGGGUCUGGUGAAUGGGGCUCGUGGAGUUGUGAUUGGAUUUGAAACUGAAGACAAAGGGCUGCCGAAAGUGAGGUUCCUGUGUGGCAUCACCACUGCUGUUGGGCUGGAACGAUGGACCUUCAAGGGACCAGCAGGGAUUUAUCUGAGUCGCCAACAGUUACCUCUAAAGCUUGCAUGGGCCAUUUCCAUCCACAAGAGCCAGGGUAUGUCUCUAGAUUGUGUUGAGAUCUCCCUGGCUCGUGUCUUUGAAUUUGGCCAGGCCUAUGUAGCACUCUCUCGGGCACGUAACCUUGCCGGUCUUCGUGUUCUAGAUUUUGAUCCCAAGAUAGUGAGAGCCAAUUCAUAUGUGUUGCAGUUCUACAGUCACUUGAGGCGGGACAAAUGCCCAGUUCAGGCUUCUCUGUUCUCCUACACUGAUAAGGAAAAUGAAGACGCCACCUAAAUGGACACUGUUUUGAGCACCCUGACAGAGUGUUGUUGCGCCUGAUCUUCUUGAAUCAUUUUAUAAGUGCCACUUGGGAAACAACUUCCAUAAAUUGUGGACUGACUGCUGUCUAGCAGUAAAAUAAUGGACUGGAAUCACUUUAUACAAGUAUAGAAAAUCCAGCUAUCUUCUGUCACAGCCUACAAGAUGAACACUGAAAUAAAAGUUUUCAAGCUUGUUAUGAGAUGAAUUAGGAUAGAAUCCAGGAAUUGCUUGAGGCUGUCACGUCUGAAUAUGCAGGUUCUUGCUAUCAUAUUUGAUUCAAAUAACAUCUAUAUUGUAUUGUUAAAGGGUAAAAAACAUCCUCUGUAUAUAGGAACUCAUUACUUCCUUGCAUAUCGAGUUUUACAUACUAAGCUGUAAUAGGUUCAUGGUUAAAAGUGAACCAAAAAGCAUUACUUGCUCAGGAGCAAGCCUUGCUUGGGUCUCACUAUUUGCCAGAACACCUACAAACACCUGUAUUUAUAAAGAUAACAGGUUGUUCUACUAGAACUUGCAUGUGUCUUGAUGCUAUUUCUCAGUGUCAAAUCUAGCAGAAGUUUUUUUUAGAAUAAAGACAAGUGAAAAUAUUA
Hemicordylus capensis (graceful crag lizard) is the source of this 2809-nucleotide messenger RNA. It is a transcript of the gene PIF1, whose product is annotated as PIF1 5'-to-3' DNA helicase. The transcript is spliced from 12 exons. Gene Ontology annotation, molecular function: DNA helicase activity; ATP hydrolysis activity. Bases 273 to 2195 code for a protein of 640 amino acids. NCBI's taxonomy places the organism in Eukaryota, Metazoa, Chordata, Lepidosauria, Squamata, Cordylidae. The record is from RefSeq and is a predicted model, not a curated record. Gene Ontology annotation, biological process: DNA repair; telomere maintenance.